AUGCCCGCCGAGACCGCCUGGCAGCGCCGCGUGCGCCGUGUGCUCGUCCUGACCGGAACAGCGACGACGGCGUACCUCUUCUUCGGAUAUCUCUUUGGUCGUAUGCGCGAUGCGCGCGUGCGCGCACUCAAAGAGCGCAGGGAGAAGGAAGUGAUCAAGGCCCACUUCACAUCCGUUCUCUCGACCAUUUCAUUCACACUUUACGCCCUCCUCCCUACUCUUGAACCCCAGCUCUUUGCCGCCUACCCCGUCGAAGCCACCAGCCAGGCGCUGCAGGCCAAGACCGGCGCAGCGGGCAACAGUGUCGGCAGCCCCACCGACACAGGCACCACCGACCCCACGCCCGGCAGCACGCCCGCCGACAGCCUCUUGCUUCUCGACAGCUCUGUCCCUCUGGCGACCGCGACUAUUGAGGACAUUGACUCGUCGAUCAUCUCCAACGUCUCGCACGUUACCGCGGCCACGUCCCUUUCCGUUCCGACGAUUGCCGAGAGCGUGACCGACUCGGACGCGGGCAACACGUCGGCGUCGGAGAGCUCGGGCGAGGCCGAGGGCGCCAACCCCGCCGAGAGCUGGGCUAGCGAGUUUGGCCGUGCGAGCGAGCGCACCGACGACGAUGUGCUCACGGCGUCGACCAUGUCGCAGGCCAUUUCGCUUCCUCCCACCGACACGUCUUCUGUUGUCCCGUCGCCGACCUCGGAGCUCUCUGCGCUCCAGGAGUCGCCUCCCCGUCCCACCACUCUGCCCCCGUCGUCUCCCCAGCGUGUUGUCGACCCCCGGUCAAAGAAGGUGCUCUGGCGCGACCUCAAGGUUCAGAGCCUUACCCGUGCCCUCUCCACUGCCUACCUCGUUCCUCUCGUCUACCUCCUCACCUCGUCCCAGCUCACCAUCCUGGCGCGCAUGCGCUACCUCGCCGACGUCAAGGCCAGCAACGCCCAGCGUGACCGUGAGCGUGUGGAGCGCGAGCGCUCGCGUGGCCUCUUUGGCUACUUUUCGGUCGAGGCCAUGGGCCUGGGCGAGUACGUCGAGCGCGGCGCCGCUGCCGGUGCCAGCCUCAUCCCUGCGUCUGUGAGCGAGUGGUUCUUCGGUUCGGAUCCCUACACUUCAUCGUCAGGCUACGAGUCGCCCGACGUCAUUGCCACGCGCGAGGCCGAGCUCGAGCUGCAAAACUCCGAGGCGGAGCGUCUGUUCCUCACGUACUCGUGGUGGCUCCUGCACGAGGGAUGGAGGACCAUCUCGGGCCGGGUCGAGCAUGCCGUGGACCGCGUGUUCGGCCCCCUUGGCCUCAAGCGCGAGGUGACCCCCGAGCUGUGGGACGCGCUCGUCAAGGAAGUGCGCGCGUGCGUCGAGACAGAAGUGGACGAGGACGAGUCCCUCCCGCACGGCCACUCGUCACACGCAAAGGCCAAGCUGUACGACUUUACGCCGCUCGUCAUCCCCGUUGCGCCCUUGCCGCCGACGUUUGACGACUGCCCGCUCCCGCUCUCGCCCGACGAGCACGGCGCUUACCUCGUCCGCCUCCUGUCCGAGACAAAGGAACACCUCGCGUCGCCCGACGCCCGCCUGCUCAUUGACAAGGGCGUCUCGGCCAUGCUCGCGUCCCUCGGCGACGCACUGGCCAUCGAGCCCGGCACCACCGGCCGGCGGUUCGCCGACACCCUCCCGCAGCUCAACACGUGGAGCAAAGGUGUGUGGGAGGGCAUCCCCGACAGCGGGGUGGAGACGCUCCUGGCCCUGCCAGAGUUUGAGGCGUUUGCGGCGCUCGUGUUUGGUGAUUGGGCGCCGAGGUGA
Molecule: messenger RNA, 1791 nt
Organism: Apiotrichum porosum
Lineage: Eukaryota; Fungi; Basidiomycota; Tremellomycetes; Trichosporonales; Trichosporonaceae
Gene: PEX3
Product: peroxin
Exons: 4
Coding region: 1-1791 (596 amino acids)
Biological process (GO): protein import into peroxisome membrane
Cellular component (GO): peroxisomal membrane
Molecular function (GO): protein-macromolecule adaptor activity
Source: RefSeq, a predicted model, not a curated record